GCAAAAAAGCCAAAAGUCCCAUUCUCCUUCCUACUUUUUGCUGACGAAUCUUUGAUCUUUCACUUUCAAAUCUUCGCGUUUAGUGUUGAAAAAGGUAGAAAUCAAAGAACAAUGGAGUCUUCGAACAUCGUAGAUGUCGAUGCCGACCCAAAUCUUAAAGAAGAAGUGCUUCUUUUACCAGCUCUUAGUGAUGAUCAAAAGGAGGACAAUGACAAUGAAAGUGACAAUGUCCAACUUAAUGUUACUGAGGAAAGUGUUGGCGCUGAUGGGGCUACUGCUAAUGUUACUAAGGAAGUUGAAUCUGAUGAUGAUGAGGAAGAUCAUAUUAUUGAUGUUUCUGAGUUAACAGACAAUGAAGAUGAAGAGACGCUGCAAGCUGGAAAGAAUGUCAAGUUUUUCAGCAACAUUGAGGACAGCAUUGAGAAAGACCUUGAACCACCAAUAGUUGAUGUAAAGUAUUCUGAUGCAUAUACUACAGUUGAUAAGAUAAGGAGUGAUGAAGAAGAUAUCUAUCUCUCAACAUCUGACGACGAAGUGAGUGAAGGCGAACAUGGUAAAAGGACACGAACAACGCAUAAGGCGCCAAACUGUCCAUGGCAGAUUUAUUUGGCAAUGGACCCACCAACUGAAUCCUGGAUGGUGAAGACAUUUGUGUCUGAGCAUACAUGCCAUUCGCUAUUAAAGAAGAACAAGCGAUGUAGCUCAACAGUAGCUGCACAACACUUGGUGAAGGAGAAGAUUGGGAAGGCAUUUAAGGGUGAUUGCAAGAUGGAAUAUGCUGACUGCAGGCGUGUGAUUGGUCUUGAUGGUGCCUUCCUUAAAGGAGCGUUCAAAGGAGUAUUGUUGGUUACUGUUUCUAGGAAUGCAAACAACCAGAUGUAUCCAUUUGCAUGGGCAGCCGUGGAAGGUGAAACCAUAGAGACCUGGAUCUGGUUCCUUGAGGAGCUGCAAAGAGACAUCGUGAUUAGAUCAGGGAAUGCUGAGUAUAGAACAUGUGCUAGACAUAAAUAUGCCAACUUUCGAAAGAAUAAUGGAGGCAAAGAAUUGAAGGUAGCAUUCUGGAGAUGUGUUAAGGCUAAUACUGAAUAUGACUUCAACAGGGCAUUAACUGAGUUAGGGCGUAUUAAACCAAGUGCAAUCCCUGCCAUCAUGAGCACACACCCUAGGUUUUGGUCAAAGCCUUUCUUCAAAGAAGAUAGUAAAUGCGAUGUUGUCAAUAACAACAUGUGCGAGGUUUUUAAUGGUUUAAUACUGGAAGUAAGACACAAGGUCAUAUUUUCUAUGCUGGAAGACUUACGGGCAAUGUGUGCUCGGAGGAUGGUGGCUAGGAGGGAAUAUGGUACCAAGAAAUUUGUUGGGAAUUUUGGUCCCAAAAUUUGGGCAAAAAUUGUUGCUACCCGAGAAGGUAGCAAGAGAUGCACACUUUUAUGGCUUGAUGGUAACGGGUAUGAAGUUGAUGAUAAUGGGGAGGCAACUUAUAUUGUAAAUGUGGAGAGAAAGACAUGCACUUGCAGAGUUUGGAAUAUGACUGGAAUACCCUGUAGGCAUGCAGUUACUGUGAUUAGCCAUAUACAAGAGAAUGUUGAGGACUAUGUAGCACACUGGUAUAGCAAGCAAAUAUUCAUGGCAAGUUAUGAAUAUGAAGUCCCAGUCAUAGAAGGAAUGGACCAAUGGAAGGAAACUAAAAUGCCACAUGUUCAACCACCAAAUCUAAGAAGAUGCCUGGCAGGCCAAAGAAGAAACGACAGCCAGAAGAAUGAGAGGGGAAAACAUUUGUUGGCAGAAAAAGGAGUACAAAAUGAGGAUCAAGCAACUCCCCAAGAAAAGCAGCCUCAAGACGUUGAUGAAAACAUUGGAGCUAAAGUGGAAAACCCAAUGAGCCAAGUGGAGGAUCCUCUUAGUCAAGUUCUCAAUGAGGCACCUACACCAAAGAGAUUCAGGCAAACAGCAAGAAGAAAACAAGAGGUUUGUGAAGGAAGCUCAAAAAAUGCACAGCCAUGGAAGAGGGCUAAAAAGGACUGUGCAACAACAACCACAGGCCUUUCCCAAUCACAGGCAGCAACUACUUUAGUAGCCAAAGAUAAAGGGAAACAGCCAAAGAAGCUACGAUAGCCAAAGAAGAAACCCUGAAUGGCUGCCAAUGCAUCAAAGUGAGAUUGAUGAAGAUUGAUUUUUUGGUAUUUUGUUAGGUUGAAUAUGUUGGGGUGAGCAUUUUUUGUGCAGGGUUGUAUUUUGUGUAUAACAAUUAUGGUUGGUAAAUGUAGUUAUUGGUUUAAUGUGCAGUCCAUAAUUGUAUUUUUUGCUUAGGUUUUAAUUGCAAAAGUUGGUUUUUGUUUGUAUGUAUAAAACUGCACUUAUUUA
Rubroshorea leprosula is the source of this 2361-nucleotide messenger RNA. The record is from the annotation of a GenBank genome assembly. NCBI's taxonomy places the organism in Eukaryota, Viridiplantae, Streptophyta, Magnoliopsida, Malvales, Dipterocarpaceae.